AUGAAAUUCGUAUCCGUUUUCCCCGCUUUUGGUCUCCUAAUGCCUCUUUGCCAGGCUCAGGCUGACCCUAAUACCCUUGCAAGGUACAAUCCAGCCAACAGAACAAUGUCAGCAAAUACCACAUACUGCCUCGUUCCCAUCAGCAAAACUCUUGUCAAGACCAUCACUGGGUAUAAUCCCUUGGACAUCGACACUGGCAUCUUGCCUUCUUUCCCUACUGGAAAACACCCGCUCAUUGUCCAAGCUGGCUAUAAUAAGGAUAUUCGCAUGACGGCACUGAACCUUGUCCCGUUACAGAUAGACUCUCUCAUGCAAGGCUCUCUCAUUGUGCCUUUUGUUGACGUCACAAAGGACGGACAAACCCCCAUCGGCGUCCCAGUCAACUAUUACAUUGGUGAGACUAAUGGCCAACCGCUCCAGGCCAUUGUGCCUAGUGUAGCCUCAGGUGUUUCUCCCUUUGAAGGGACCACCAUCUUCCCGGCGACAUUUUCUCCUGAUACAUCAGCUGCGAGGGUUCUCCCCAAUGGUUACAAUAGUAUACAAGUGAAGCCCUUCCUUCUACCAAACACUAUCUCUGGGCCUGGAAUCUACGCUGAAGCAUUCGACAUGUCGUUCAAAAUAACAGACAGUUCCCCUUAUACAGCCCACACCUUUCACUCACUAUUGAACAUCCCCCAGCUUCUCAACACCAACAAGUGUCAGCGCAAUACUGUCUAUUUCAACGAGUCGUCUUCUGAGCCGCGGAUGGCUACUGGGGAGGUGACUCUCUAUCACCAGAUUUUGGCUACACCUCUACAGGGACUAGAAGGAGUUUAUCGGGAUGUGUAUUGCUAUUCAGCUAAUGGUCAGAUUGUAUCGAGCGUGGGGGAGCCUUGUAAAGAGGCGGCAGCCAACAUGGAUCCAGAGGCUAAGGUUUAG
Fusarium mangiferae is the source of this 918-nucleotide messenger RNA. RefSeq lists its product as uncharacterized. The record is from RefSeq and is a predicted model, not a curated record. The coding region runs from base 1 to 918 and encodes 305 amino acids. Lineage: Eukaryota; Fungi; Ascomycota; Sordariomycetes; Hypocreales; Nectriaceae. The transcript has 2 exons.